UACCGUCGUCGCAGCCGGUGGGUCUGGAAGGUUCUGAGUGUGGAAUCCAAGACAAGACUAAAUCCGAACCCAUCCGAAUCAAAGGGGAAGUUUUUUGUGAUUGGGGUGCAUCAGUCCCCUUCUGUGGUCUUUCAGGAGCAUAAUCGUCCAAAAAUCAGUAAACAUGCCUGAAGCAGCUGCGGCACCUAAGACCUCAAACGGAGGCAAAAACAAAGGAGGGGCAUAUGUGGACCGCGAUAAACCGGCCCAGAUUCGGUUCAGUAAUAUCAGCGCUGCAAAAGCUGUCGCUGAUGCCAUCCGAACCAGUCUUGGCCCUAAGGGCAUGGAUAAGAUGAUUCAGGAUGGGAAGGGUGAUGUGACCAUUACUAAUGAUGGAGCCACCAUUCUGAAGCAAAUGCAGGUCCUGCACCCAGCAGCGAAAAUGCUGGUAGAGCUGUCAAAGGCCCAGGAUAUUGAAGCUGGAGAUGGCACAACAUCAGUGGUGGUUAUUGCUGGAGCUCUCUUGGAUUCCUGUGCUAAGCUUUUGCAGAAAGGCAUCCACCCAACCAUCAUUUCAGAGUCCUUCCAGAAGGCGGUGGAUAAGGGCGUGGAGGUCCUGACCUCCAUCAGUCAGCCUGUGGAGCUGAGUGACAGGGAGUCCCUGCUGAACAGCGCCACCACCUCCCUCUGCUCUAAGGUGGUGUCUCAGUACUCCGGCCUGCUGGCACCCAUGAGCGUGGACGCGGUCAUGAGGGUCAUCGACCCCGCCACGGCCACCAGCGUCGACCUCAACGACGUCCGCAUCGUCAAGAAGCUAGGUGGGACCAUUGAUGACUGUGAACUGGUGGAUGGUCUGGUUUUGACCCAGAGGGUGGCUAACACAGGGGUGACCCGCGUAGAGAAGGCCAAGAUCGGACUCAUCCAGUUCUGUCUGUCCGCUCCAAAGACUGACAUGGACAACCAGAUUGUGGUGUCAGACUACGCUCAGAUGGACCGCGUCUUGCGUGAGGAAAGGGCUUACAUUCUCAACCUGGUCAAACAGAUUAAGAAAGCCGGUUGUAACGUCCUGCUCAUCCAGAAAUCCAUCCUCAGAGAUGCCCUGAGUGACCUUGCUCUUCACUUCCUAAACAAGAUGAAGAUCAUGGUCGUCAAGGAUAUCGAGAGGGAAGACAUCGAGUUCAUCUGCAAGACCAUUGGCACCAAACCCAUCGCCCACAUAGACCAGUUCACCCCUGAGAUGCUUGGCACGGCGGAGCUGGCAGAGGAGGUGAACCUGGACGGCUCGGGCAAGCUGGUGAAGAUCACUGGCGCGGCCAACCCAGGGAAGACAGUCAGCAUCGUGGUUCGCGGGUCCAACAAACUGGUGAUUGAGGAAGCAGAGCGCUCCAUCCACGAUGCGCUGUGUGUCAUCCGCUGUCUGGUCAAGAAGAGAGCCCUGAUCGCAGGCGGCGGCGCCCCCGAGAUCGAGCUGGCUCUGAGGUUGGCAGAGUAUGCCCGCACGCUGGGUGGCAUGGAGGCUUACUGUGUCCGUGCCUACGCCGAUGCCCUGGAGGUCAUCCCCUCCACGCUAGCCGAGAACGCCGGCCUCAACCCUAUCUCCACGGUAACGGAGCUCCGCAACAGACAUGCUCAGGGGGAGAAGACAGCUGGCAUCAAUGUCCGCAAGGGUGGUAUUUCUAACAUUCUGGAAGAGCUGGUGGUGCAGCCUUUACUAGUGUCCAUCAGUGCCCUAACCCUCGCCACGGAAACGGUCCGCAGCAUCCUGAAGAUCGAUGAUAUCGUGAAUGCAAGAUAAAGUGUGUGAAUUUCUAUGUGUGUCCUGAAAGAAGACCACUGUUAAUACUCCUGUCCUGUGGCGUGUAUCAGGGAUCAGGCAACACUUGCGAAGACCAACUGUUCUGAGGCUGUGUUUAGAUGUUACGUUGCAUAAUUUAAUAAAACAUGUUUUUUUCUGGAAGGCGCCAACUCCCGUCUCUGCAGUGUUUUUUGUUUUCUUCUCAAGUCCUGUGCUCAUGUUUUUGUUGCUGUUGUUGUGAUUGGUCACAUGACUGUUGACUCCCUUCCCUGGUCUUCACUUUAUGGUACAGACUUGGGUUAAUCUUUUAAUCAGGUAGCCAGAAGCAAUGACACCGACUGAAAUGCUUACAUUUACAACAUUUAAAC
Molecule: messenger RNA, 2142 nt
Organism: Chanos chanos (milkfish)
Lineage: Eukaryota; Metazoa; Chordata; Actinopteri; Gonorynchiformes; Chanidae
Gene: cct4
Product: chaperonin containing TCP1, subunit 4 (delta)
Exons: 13
Coding region: 164-1774 (536 amino acids)
Biological process (GO): protein folding
Molecular function (GO): ATP-dependent protein folding chaperone; ATP hydrolysis activity; ATP binding
Source: RefSeq, a predicted model, not a curated record